Molecule: messenger RNA, 7311 nt
Organism: Armigeres subalbatus
Lineage: Eukaryota; Metazoa; Arthropoda; Insecta; Diptera; Culicidae
Gene: Usp32
Product: ubiquitin carboxyl-terminal hydrolase 32
Exons: 13
Coding region: 634-6177 (1847 amino acids)
Biological process (GO): protein deubiquitination
Cellular component (GO): Golgi apparatus
Molecular function (GO): cysteine-type deubiquitinase activity; calcium ion binding
Source: RefSeq, a predicted model, not a curated record
GUUGUCAGAAAUCGACUCGCGAAGGAAUUUUCUGUUGAAGUGGUGAUUUUGUGAUAUUGUAGACGAGCUGAUAGUGAAAUUUUUGCAUUAAAUUUUCAUCUCAUUCGCAAAUGCCAUCCGCCACCGUUUUGUAAUAUUUUAAUUUUUCAUUGUCAAAUACGGUCGUUUAAUUCAUGUUUCAAUUCGUGGUUAAUGAGAACAGUGAAAACAAACAUGAAGAACCAAAGGUGCAAUUAAUAACCGAAGGGAGAAAUGUAGCACAUGUGCUAAACCUCAGUAAAGCAAAAUAUUAAGCAUAGGAUACUAAAGUAAUAUUACUCAACGAAUAGUAGUAAUGGAGUGUCAAUCGGUUAAUCAAAUGUUGCAUUGUUACAGUUGAUAAGCAGUCUAGAAGAUAUUAUCAGAAUAACGUGAAAGUGUGAUGAUGGAGUAGUGUUAAUGGGUAUCGUUGUUUGCAAAUGUGAUGAUUAUUUUCACAGUUUGUAAGUUGCAAAACUAAGUAAAAAACAAGAUCUACAAAAAAUCGCGUUUGAAGUUUAACGUCCAAGUUUCAAUGGAGAUCAUUUAGCAGUGCUGCAGUAGCGAAGCAACAUAAAACAAAGGGCCACAUUUGCGGCAUUGCAACGCAGAAAAAUGGGAGCGAAGGAUUCUAAACCAUCUUGCAUCAGCUAUGAAGAAGCGGUCAAACGAGUCACGGAUCCAGAGUUGCGACGAAUCAAGGACGCCUUCAAAAGAUCAGCUGGCACUAGCGGUACGGUUCUCAGUAAAAGCGCCUUCGUGCAGGAUGUCCUCGGCGAUGGUGUUCCGUCGGUGGUGGCCGAUUGGCUUUACGCGGCUUGUGGCGGUACAACAAAAGGGAUCACCUUUAAGGAACUGCUCUGUGGGCUAGUGCUGCUCACAAGAGGAACCCAAGAGGAAAAAAUAAGAUUCCUAUGGAAUUUGUACUGCAAUGAACCAGGCACUCACAUCAUAAAACAAGAUUUCCUGAAGGCCAUUCAAAUCGAAACCACGUACCAAAGCAACGUACUGAAUACGACGACCACCAGCAAUAGUAGUAUUUGCAAUAGUAGCAACAGCACAAUCGUUAGCAACAACAACAACAAUCAAGUGAGCAAAACCAACAGCUUACCCAAAUAUACAGUUGCAUUGUUCGGACUAAGCGAUCGGGUCACCUUCGAACAGUUCAAAUCGUGGAUCCAAAUAUACAAAGGUGCGACAGUACUAUCAAAAUGGCUUCUUCAGGAUGCGUGUGUCAAUCUCAGCUCGGAACUGGAAACACCCACCUUUUAUCAGAGUUUGGCUGGAGUUACUCAUUUGGAGGAGCAAGAUAUAGGGGACUUGGAGAAAGUAUUUUGGUUGUUAAAAGGGUUGGCAUUUACCGGGCAGUUGGACUUAGAAUCACUUGGUCCACUAAUCAGCCCCCCCGUUCCGAAAGCUGCACUUGGAGGGGUAUUUCUAGCGUUCGAUGAAAACCACGAUGGUCACAUUGAUUUCAAAGAGCUGUGCUGCGGUGUGAGUGCAGCUUGUCGAGGACCGAAUGUGGAAAGGAGCAAGUUUUGUUUUAAAGUAUUCGAUAUCGAUCGUGAUGGAGUUCUAAAUUUUGGGGAGGUUGGUAAAAUGGUGGACAUUUUAUUGUUUGUAGCUAAAGAAACAAAUGCGUCGUGUUACAAAAACUUGACUCGAAAGCAAAUUAUGGAGGAGUUGUAUCAACGAACCAAAGAGCUAUGCAUGGGAAGUAAUGGAACUGUUCGAGAAUGUCCAGCGAUUACUGAUCCAUUUCCGGAGUUUAAGUUUACACAAGAGGAUUUCCUGAUAUGGAGUAUAGAGAGUACCACGAACCUGGUUCAACCGUUCCUAGAUCUUCUGUUUGAAGUUUGUCAUAUCGUGUUGGGAUUACGACCACAAUGCAAACAUUUAGAAGGUGAUAUUGUUAAAGGUUGGUUGGCCCGAGAGGUGCGUAGGGGUUACAAAGUUGGUCAGUUUUGGUACUUGAUAUCGUCAGAUUGGUGGCAUCAUUGGUCGCAAUAUAUUCAACCGUCGGCGAACUCUUCAUGUGUACAUUGUAAAAUUGCAUCGAGCUAUGCGAUUAAUAGAAACAAUGCAGCUUCUUCAGUAGCAGGAGUUGAUGAAGCAAUAAUAUGCGAUGAAAGUUUUACAUCUAACUCGACGGAAAGCAUGGGAGAUUUACUUAAUACUGGCGAUUCGUCUAGUCUGGGUUCGGGAAGUAGCGGAAUUUCAUGUGGUAGACACCCGGGUAGUCCACCCGGAAUGAUAGACAACCAAAGCUUGAUUGCACCUAUUUUAUACAAACAAAUUCCUACGUUGACGGGAGAAGGUGGUAGAUUGAAACGGGACUUGACCCUCGUUCAACAUAGAGAUUUCGAAUUAGUCCCGGAUUCUCUAUGGAAGGCUCUUUCCCAGUGGUAUAGCGGCCCUCUACCUUUACCGAGACAGGUUAUUCAACCGCUCAACACAGGUGAUGUAGAAUUGGAACUGUAUCCCUUAAACUUAAGAAUACUUCGUCAUCAGAUUCCACCUCCUCAGCAACAACAGAAUAACAACAGUGCUUGGAAUAAUAUUUCCGGCGGAUACGGUGCACUAACGAGCGGUAGCUACUCGAGCACAUCUGUUACAAAUGCUCUACAGCCACCAAAAAAAUAUCUCGCUUAUACAGCAGCAUUUAGUAGGCUUGCCACUGUCAAACAAGUUGCUGAAUUUCUGUGCCAAAGACUAAAACUACGAGUGGAAGAUAUCCGGCUCUGGCAUUUGGCGCCCAUCCCAACCGGUGUAACUGAAUUUCCAUACCUUUUGGAAGAAGACAAUAACACACUACAAGAACUUUCCAUCGGAGAUAACGAUCAGCUGCUACUAGAAAUCCGUAACAAAGACCUUACAUGGCCUGAGGAACUCGGCUCUCUCACAAUUGCUCACAGCAACAGCCAUAACAAUCUGGAACGACGUGGCACUAUUGCUUCUAUCCAAUCUCAACAUCCACCGGGUGCUACCGGCCUGCAUAACUUAGGAAACACGUGCUUUAUGAACGCAGCUCUGCAAGUUCUAUUCAACACACAGCCCUUAACUCAGUAUUUUAUUAGACGGAUGCAUAUGUUCGAACUAAAUAUGGCCAAUAAACUUGGCACUAAGGGACAACUUGCAAUGCGGUAUGCCGAACUACUUCGAGAAGUGUGGACAGCAUCUCAGCGAUCGAUUGCACCAUUAAAACUACGCUUCUGUGUCACCAAACAUGCCCCGCAGUUUUCUGGUGGAGGUCAACACGAUUCACAGGAACUAUUGGAUUGGCUACUGGACGCCCUUCACGAGGAUCUGAACCGAGUUAUGGAAAAACCGUACAGCGAAUUGAAGGACUCGGAUGGCCGAGCGGAUGUUGUGGUUGCCGCUGAGGCUUGGAAUCAACACCAUGCGCGAAAUCAAAGUAUUAUUGUGGAUCUGUUCUACGGUCAGCUAAAGUCAAAGGUGACUUGUACGGGUUGCGGUCGCGAUUCCGUUCGGUUUGAUCCGUUCAGUUUGCUCAGUUUACCACUGCCAGUGGAGAACUAUACCUACUGUGAAGUUUUAGUUAUGAUGUUGGAUGGAUCUGUACCGGUAAAGUACGGCUUAAGACUGAACUCGGAGAUGAAGUAUUGGGAUUUGAAAAAUCAAUUGAGUGAACUCUGCGCCCUCGAUCCGGAGUUGAUGCUCAUCUGUGAGUUAUCCAAUUCACAAAUACGAUGUAUCCUGGCCAACGAGAAGAAAAUAGAACCCAGUACGGCUUGUGAAUUAUACGUGUACGAAUUACCUAAAUUCGACAAUAUCCUGGUACGAUCUCGGGCCGGCUCGGAAUUGGCCAUCAACAUCGAGAAGGGCCUAAAAGACAUUCAGCGAACGCCAGCUCUUCUACUACCAUCGAUAGAACCGAACCAUUUGACGACCACGUCCGUAAACACGACAAUUUCUUCGUCGUCCAACUCGUCGUCAACAACAGUGGACGAUACGGUAGCCAUAACUGGUCGUCGAUCCGGUCCUGACAAUCCAGCGAAACUUGGUGUCGGUUCUGGCGGAACGGCCAUCAUUGGCAGUAACAAUCGUAAAGCAUCCGCAUCGACAGCGGCGGCAUCGAAGGUAAGCCGGUGCUUUGGCAACACACUCUGCAUGCCUCCGAAUAUGUUGUGCUUCAAGCACAUCCCCGAAAUUAGUGCCAGUCCGGAUAGUACCUUUAUCUUCAGUGAAACCACCCAGUACACGCAAUACAAGGACCAAAGCCGUAAAACUGUAUCGACGACGAACCUGUUGAACAAUGUCGACAGUAGUUGGAAUGCAUCCGCAACAGGACAUGACGAGCAGGAAAUGCCCUGCAAUGAUUGUGAUAUUAUCUAUAACGGACAUGGGACCAUGAAUUCAUACGCCGACGUAAACACCUAUCUUCAGCAACACCCCCACAAAUCUCAACAGCAUCAAUCCGGAGAUUCAUACAUUUUAAGUGCAAUUAAACGACCACCGAGUGCAGGCAGUGGAAAUGUAAGCGGAAUGUACCAUCAACAAAAAGGCAACUAUCUGAUAGCAGUUCAUCGGAAACUAAGCAGGCAAGACACGUAUUUCCUCUCACAUCAUAAAUCCCGACCGGGUUUGUUCGGGGUACCUCUGCUAAUACCGUGUUACGAGGGUGUGACCAAUAAGGAACUAUAUUGUUCAGUUUGGCUACAAGUAGCAAGGUUGUUGAGUCCUCUACCACCAACACCGCCGGAUCAAUCGAAUCAUGCAACUGACUGUGAUGAUAGCUUGGGAUAUGACUUUCCAUUUAUAUUGAGAGCAGUGGCCAGCGGAGGUCGCAUUUGUGCUCUUUGUCCGUGGUCACGGUUUUGUCGUGGCUGUGAAAUCCCUUGCAAUGAUGAGCCACUUCUUCAGGGCCUAACCUCUUCAGGGCGAUAUUCAAGUAACAACUCAACACCAAAUCUUUCCUCACGUGAGCAGACACCGACAUUCCGGCGGAAAACGUACGGAAACUCAACAACAUCGUCACUAGAUGGUGUGCAAUCGUCUCCCACACCUUCGCUACGAUCCAUCAACACCAACAAUAUACAGAUUGCCAUCGAUUGGGAUCCAACGGCGCUACAUCUACGGUAUCAAAGCACUCGUGAACGGCUAUGGACAGAACAUGAAUCUGUGGCUAUUUGCCGAAAGCAACAAACUGAACCCGUUGAUCUAGACCACUGUCUUCGUGCAUUUACAUCGGAGGAAAAAUUAGAACAAUGGUAUCACUGCUCGCAUUGUAAGCAAAAGAAACCUGCUACCAAGAAAUUGCAGAUUUGGAAACUUCCACCAGUGUUGAUUGUUCACCUGAAGCGUUUCAACUUCGUGAACAAUAAAUGGGUCAAGUCACAAAAGGUGGUCAACUUCCCUUACGACGAUUUUGAUCCUACACCAUACCUAGCUUCGGUACCUCAGGAAACUAUCCUACGACACAAGGAACUUUUGGACGGAGGAGGAACCUACGAUGUCCGAAAUCACGACUGUCACGAAGAAAUUGUUGAAUUUGAUCGAGAAAUGUCGAUGAUCGAUGAGGUGAGUGACGAAGUAUCCAUCUCCUCGAUAACGGGCGAAGUCAGAGAAGACAGUGACGGAGAAGAUGUGAAAGAUAUGCAAGAUGACAUCAAUGGUAUUACGCCAGCUGUUAUCGGUAGUCAACCAGUAACAAUAACACGACAAGAUGGUGCUUCCGGAGAUGGCAGUCCCAACAAAGGUAGAGGACGUUUAAGUAUAAAAUCCAAAGGACAGCGAAAACGACUGGUUUCGUCUAGCUUAACAAAAACGCCAGUCAUCGAUGGGCAGUUUACAGAUUUCCACAAACACCACCUUAAACCAGAGCGGGACCGACUCGAUUUGAAAUAUCAACUGUAUGCUGCUGUAUGCCAUUCUGGAAUGUUAAAUGGUGGACACUACAUUUCGUACGCGGCCAACCCAAACGGUUCGUGGUAUUGUUACAACGAUAGCUCCUGUCGGGAGAUUCCCAGUCGACCAAAGAUCGAUCCCAGUACAGCGUAUUUGUUGUUCUACGAACGACGCGAUCUGGACUAUGAUCCUUACUUGCCGAAAGUGGACGGAAAACAGAUUCCUCCGGAACAUUUGGCUGAUUUCGACGAGAGCGAGAAUGAACUAAAGAAAAUGUGUACGAUUAUGUAGAAGUUAGCCCCGGCGCUCACCGGCCCCGUUCGUGGCCUCGGCGCAUCUACGCUAGGUAAAUUAUUCAACUUCUCGUUGCCUUCUGGUAAUUAGAUUGCACCCAACAAUCAUGAUGACGUUCCAUUCAUCGCGGAUGCCAACGCAGAAGAUAUCGCUAUAUCCGUUGAAAACGGUCCAAGAUCUGUUCUUUCUACCCCAACUGCUGUGCGCCUUUAAUUCGUUUGUAUAUUAGUUUUGUUAUGCAUUAUGCUGAUGAUAACAAGCUAGGUAAUACUAAGCUUUGAAAAAUGAUUUUUUUCCUCUAGCUAGAUACUAUUUCUAAACGCUUCGUUUUAAAGCUCAUCAAUCAAAUUCUCCAUACAUUCUCUCAUAAGAAGUAAUUUGUUAUUAUUCUGUAUAUAAAAAAAUGAUACUUUUAAUAACUGCAUAGUGAUGGUUCAUGCGAAUUAAAUAAUAAAUGCAAGAUGGUUAUCUUGCUGUAGCGUUUUAGUGUCAACAUUAGCUUUAUUAAUGUGUUAAGCGAACUACUAGAUUAAUCAGUCAGAUGAAAAAUGUCUAAAAUGAUCGUAGAAAAACAGUUGUGCAUGUAAAUGACGAAACAUUCCGAUUUAUUAGUGGUAGAAAUAUGCGAAAACGGCCUUUGCUAUAUAAUCGAUGUAGUAAAUAAACGUGCAAACUAAGUUAUAUAGAUAUGGUAAUUCAAUUAGGCGUAUCAUCUUGGCAGUGACGAUAAGAUUCCGAUUUCGAAGUAUUGGAUAACGGUAAAAGUCAGUCAAAAUGAUGAAUCCGUUUCCUUUUGAUAUUAAUAAACUUAAAAAUAUAAACUUUAUUUAAUUUAAACUACUCAAAACUCACGUACACACAACUUUCGUUAUACUUAUAUCUUGUCGGAUGUUUUGUUUUUAUUACGUUUCAUUAUUUUCAUCCACUAUUUAAUAUGGAAUUUAUUACGUUUCACCUUUAAAAUGUUGUUUUGGUUAGAUUACCGUUAUUAUAUCAGUUGUAAUUAAAUAUUACGUAAUUCCCGUUAUUUGUCGUAUUACUCAUGAUCACUAAUAACUGCUUAUUCUUAUUAUUAGUUUACUUCUGUUACGUGUCAAAUGUGACUUGGUUGAAGCAAUAUUAAAUAUUGAU